AUGUGCGUUUUACCAACGGGAUAUGGAAAAUCUCUGAUCUUCCAUCUUACGCCUGUACUGUUGUUCGCGAAACAUAAAUUGCGCGGUUCUAGUUCGAAAUCGAGUAUUUCAACGGAACAGAUAGAUUCAAUAGUCAUCGUUGUAUCGCCUCUUAAUUCCUUGACGAGUGACCAAAUAUCUCGCUUAAGUACGAGUGGAAUCCGAGCGUCCGUUUUGAAUGUGAAAGAGCCGAGAAGUCGGGAACUUGAUUCUGACGAGGAAUAUAUGAACGAUUAUGUAGAUGUCGAUUUCAGUCUGUGCGAAGAGAACAAUUUACGUGUUGGAGCUUAUAACAUUGUUUUUGCGCAUCCAGAGACUUUGAUUUCCAGUAAAUAUGGACGGGAAUUAUUGCUGAGCAAUAUCUACCAAGAGAAUGUUGUUGCUAUUGUCGUAGACGAGGCUCAUUGUAUAGUGGAAUGGGGGAAAGACUUUAGGAAAGAUUACGGAAAACUGGGAGUAUUAUGUGCAUUGUUCCCAGAUGUCCCAUGUCUUGCCAUGACUGCAACAGCUAAUAGGAUGGACAUGAAGGCUAUUCAGGACUCACUUGGAUUGAAAAAUUGCAUUUCUAUUGUUGCCAAUCCAGAUAGGAAAAAUAUUUUUUACAGUAAAAUAUUUCGAUCUGGACAAGACAUUGAUGCUGUCAAGUCUAUUUUGGAGCCAAUUGCAAUUGGUCUUCUCCAAGAAAAGAAUCAAUAUCCUUUAACAAUUCUGUAUACACCCUUAAAGAUAUGUGGAUUUGCAUAUAAAUUGUUUGAGCAUAUUCUUGGUCCCCAACAGUAUUACCCUCCAGGUGCUAAACCAACCCCAUCAAAUAGGUUGUUUGCUCAGUUCCAUGCACCACAAACUGACCAAAUGAAAGAAGAGAUUUUGAAACAGCUUUGCUCAAAAAGAAGUAUUAUUCGGGUGGUUUUUGCAACUGUUGCCAUUGGAAUGGGUGUGGACAUACCUAAUAUACGUCAGGUGAUUCAUGUUGGACCUCCAUAUUCAGUCAAGGCAUAUUUUCAAGAGACUGGGCGUGCUGGAAGGGAUGGCAAGCCAUCAACAGCUAGCCUAUAUUACAAUAACAGAGAUAUUGGUAAGAAGAGUUGA
Molecule: messenger RNA, 1128 nt
Organism: Dendronephthya gigantea
Lineage: Eukaryota; Metazoa; Cnidaria; Anthozoa; Malacalcyonacea; Nephtheidae
Product: ATP-dependent DNA helicase RecQ-like
Exons: 2
Coding region: 1-1128 (375 amino acids)
Biological process (GO): double-strand break repair via homologous recombination
Cellular component (GO): cytoplasm; chromosome; nucleus
Molecular function (GO): four-way junction helicase activity; nucleic acid binding; 3'-5' DNA helicase activity
Source: RefSeq, a predicted model, not a curated record